AUGCCACCGACAGAGUUUGGUGCGACCCCUGUCGGGGGGGCGGGGGGCGACCCGAUGUCGAACAUGUCUGAGGACGAAGUCUUUGCAGCGCUCGCCGACCGACUCGACGUCGCCGCUGCACAGCCGCUCGCCGUGGCGGCGCUGUCGAGCCCUCCGCUCGCCAAGCGGCUUCUCGCGGCGCUGCUCGAUCUCGCCACUGGUCCCGACAAAGGCCAGCAAGCCGCCACCGCAGCGCUCGCGCUGGCCUUCCAGGUCGCACUCUCGCAGGACGGGACGGCGGUCGCGCGGUACGCCGCCGCGGCAGACGACCAGGCGCCGCCCGUCGGCGUGCUACUUCUCGGCUUUGGCGGCGCGAGCCAGCAGGCGCUGCGGCCGCACGCCGAGUUCUAUCAGCGGCUGUGGCCAGCGUGGCGCGUGGUGGCGACCACUCGCGCCGGCGUGGUCGGCGAGCACGCGGCGGCCGCCUACGCCGAGCAGCGGCGCAACGUCUGCGACGCGCUGCACGGCUGCGGCCGGCUGCUCGUCCACAUCCUCUCCAACAACGGGCACUAUCUGUGGGUGGAUUUGCUCCGCUCGGCGGUCGGGCAGGCCUGCUUCGCCGACCGGCUCGCCGGCCUCAUUUUCGACUGCGCCGCUGUCGAGAUGAGCGCACUAGCCGCCUCGUCGAUGGAGGCGGUCGUGCUGCAGACCGUGCGCGCGGGCGCGCUCCACCACGGCCUCACGGCGACGCUGCGCGACGAGGCGGCGCAGGCGCGGCUGCAGGCGGUCGGCGCGGCCCUCGUGUCGAGCGACUUUUCGCUCGGCGCGGGCGGCGCGCCCGGGGCGGCGUCCGUCUUCGAGGCGCAGGCGGCGCUCGAGCCGCGCGCGCCCGCGCUGGUCCUCACGUCGGAGCAAGACGCCGUCCUGCCCGCCGCCGGCGUGCGCGCCUUCGCCGCCUCGCUCCGCACCAAGGACAGGGCGGCGCGGCUGGAGGUGCUGCGCGGCCAGCACGUCCAGCUGCUGCGCUCCGACCCAAAGGCGUUCGCCGUGGCGGUGCACAACCACGUCGGCGUGUGCGAGCUGCCCGGCCCGCAGGUAGACAUGGCGCGCGUGCUCGAGCUGCAGGCGGAUCUCCUCGCAGACGACGUCGAGGUGCGGCUGCGUUCCUACCACGUCGGGUUUUGUUGCGGCGAUGGCGACUACUUGAAUUGCUCGAUCACGGGCACUGAGGACAGCGACUGCACUUAUCCUCACUCAGCCGCCGGGCUGCUGGCGGCCGUUCUCAUGGCGGGCUUCCCCCUGGCUUCGGUAAGCAAAAUCUCGUUGGGACUGCUUGAGCUCGCGGGUCGUUCGGCCGCCAUCCGGCUCUCGCCGCUGGCAGCGGCGAUGCAGCUAUGGUCUCUCUUCUGGGUGGUCUCCGGAGGCAGCUUGCCGUACACGCUGUUUGCAGUCUACUUCAUCGACGCGAUGCAGCUCUUUGCACACCUAGUCCUAUGGGCGACGCGCCUCUGCCUCAUCGUGCCGCCACCGCCGGCUCCCCUCGAUGGACUCGCUGCUCCCAAGCGCACCAACGCCUGCGUCUCUCGCCGCCGCCGGGCAGGGCUAGCCCUGGCCGGAACCACUCUGCGCUUGGCAGCGCUCCUGAUGGUCACGGGGGUGUCGCUCAGCUUUGACAAGCGGCGCGAGGACCUGACGGAGAUGGUCCUGCUGGGCUGCUACGGCACUGCGUUGCUGCUGCACUGUGUUGCCCAUGUCGCAUGGAUCGGGUUUGCGCUUCUGUCGCCGAGCGAGGAGGGAGGAGCUGCCGCAAGGCCGACCGCACAGCGCCUGGCCUCGCGCCUUGGAUCCUUGGUCUUCCGGCGCAGUUCGGCCUGCGGCCCACCGCGCAUCUCUGCGCGAAUUUGA
This is a messenger RNA of Emiliania huxleyi CCMP1516, 1884 nucleotides long. RefSeq lists its product as hypothetical. The transcript has 4 exons. The coding region runs from base 1 to 1884 and encodes 627 amino acids. NCBI's taxonomy places the organism in Eukaryota, Haptophyta, Isochrysidales, Noelaerhabdaceae. The record is from RefSeq and is a predicted model, not a curated record.